This is a messenger RNA of Apis dorsata (giant honeybee), 2823 nucleotides long. RefSeq lists its product as uncharacterized. The transcript is spliced from 12 exons. The record is from RefSeq and is a predicted model, not a curated record. NCBI's taxonomy places the organism in Eukaryota, Metazoa, Arthropoda, Insecta, Hymenoptera, Apidae. The coding region runs from base 1094 to 2506 and encodes 470 amino acids.
AAUUAGUCGAACGAAAGAAAGAAAUGUUAUUUCGCAUCGAAUGAUGUAAAUAUGUAUAUAAUAAUUUCGUGGAAUCUCGACUGUUGGAAAACAAAGCGACUUUCGAUGAUUAUGUUUCUCCAAAUCGUCGAAACUGUUUACAUAUUAUAUCGCUCGCUACUGUUUACGUAUUAUAUCGCUCGCUACUGUUUAUAUAUCCUACGAUUGACUCAUUCUGCGCGUUACCUUCGUGCUGUUCGGACCGAGAUGAACAUUGAUCCAAUUCGUCGGAACGUAUCACCGCUUACGUACACACCUCUCAAUCAUCCCAACAUCUCCACGAUCAAGAGCUCUUCGAAUACCAGAAGCUCUCAACCGCUCGAUAAAGCAUUCAGCAAAUGGAGCGAACCAUGAAGCUACAAUCGGCCGACGAAGUGGACUUUAGGACUCGAUUCUCCUUGCAGAUUCGCCUAGUUUCCUGCCACGAUCAACGAACUCGAUCCUCGAGAAUCCAAUAAUUGGCGAGGUUCCAUCGAUCGUUCCAACACCACGGUGGCGGCUCUUGGAAAACGACGCGUCGUUCCAGGGAAUCGAGUGUCGUACCCGUUUCGAUUAAUCUUGCUGGAUAUAGCCUCGAGGGAGUCUCGUCUUGUCCAACACAGUUGCAAAGAGAACGAAAGAAUAACCGUCCAAGUUCGAGAGAAUCGUUUCGACGUGGUCGAUUCGAGUAACGGGCAACAAUUUGCCAAUUGAUUAGCCGUGUUUCUUUCUCCUCUUCUUCCAAGCGGAAUCCAAGCCUCGAGGUGUUUUCACGUUCCAGAUUUUCUGACACAAAGACACACCGAGGUCUCGAGAACUCGAGCAAUUUUAUGGAGAACUGAUUCGCAAAUUGGCCGUGUUCCUCGCUCUUGCUCCUUCCUUUCUUCCCUCCCGACGAUUGGACGUUCUCUAAAGAUACGCGAUCGUCUGGCUUCUGACAGCAGCAACGCUUCCAUGUCAGGCGGCGAGCCAUGACAACGGAGACAACGGAGAUGGAAACGCAGAGGACUCCGUAUUGGACGAGACAACCGAGGAUUAUUGGGCCGGAAGUGGAUCAAAUCCCGAGGAGGACGACAUGCUUCACAACGAAACCAGGGAAGCGUUAACGCACGAGGCCAGCGACCACGAAGCUGUGGUAUACGUUGGAGAUGGAGCAGCGUAUGUACCAGUACCGUCAUUGAAAGGAAGACCGUUGAGCCCGAAUCUUCAAGCUCUUCAAACUCUCCAGGGUUUGCAAGGAAUACCAGGAGGUGGAGGCACAGGGGUAGUCGGGGACGAGGAGUGGAAGAGGCAUCCGGAAUCUUGGGAUCGGGAGCACAGGAGAUACAGGCCUAAUACCACUCGUGUUCAACAUAUCGAGGCGGAAUGCCAGGACGACUACAUGAAGAUCAGGAUCGGUUUCAACGGUUCCUUCACCGGUCUCCUCUACUCGGCUGGUUACUCUUACGACCCGGACUGCAUGUACGUGAACGGAACAGGUCGAGACUACUACGAGUUCUACAUUCAGUUGAAUCGUUGCGGCACCCUUGGCGAGAACACCCAUCAUCAGGACAGUCGAAAAAAUCCUACGAAAAACCUGAUGUGGAACACGGUCACGGUGCAGUACAACCCGCUCAUCGAAGAAGAAUUCGACGAGCAUUUCAAAGUGACUUGCGAAUACGGAUACGACUUCUGGAAGACCGUCACCUUCCCCUUCCUCGACGUCGAAGUCGCGACGGGGAAUCCCGUAGUGUUCACCCUGCAGCCACCAGAGUGCUACAUGGAAAUCAGAUACGGUUACGGGACCACUGGAACUAGAGUGGCUGGACCAGUCCGCGUCGGGGAUCCACUGACUCUCAUUAUCUACAUGCGCAGCAAAUACGAUGGUUUCGACAUUGUCGUAAACGAUUGCUACGCUCACAACGGCGGAAAUAAAAGGAUCCAGUUGAUCGAUCAAUACGGAUGUCCUGUCGACGAUAAAUUGAUCAGCAGAUUCCGUGGAUCCUGGUCCGAGAGCGGCCUUUUCGAAACUCAGGUAUUCGCCUAUAUGAAAACGUUCAGGUUCACCGGUUCGCCAGCAUUGUAUAUUGAAUGUGACGUAAGAAUGUGCCACGGAAGAUGCCCGAGCCAACCGUGUCACUGGAGAAAUGCCAAAAACGUAGCGAAACGUUCUUUGCCAGAAAUUGGUGGUCCAUCGACACCAGCGACGAGUCUGUCAGAGAAUGUGAAUCUCUUCCAAUCGUUACGUGUACUUCAAGAGGGCGAGGCAGAUACAGAAUUCUUCCAGAAUUCUACUACGGCUUUUCGAAGUGGAACCAAUGAACCCACGAACGAUAGAGUGUGCCUUAGAUCUACAGUUCUUAGUACGAUUAUAGGAAUCGGUUGUGGCUUCCUCUGUCUAAUGGCAGGAACGAUAUUAGCAAUGUGUUCGCGAAUUCGGCGACAAGCUAGGGAAAAACUUCUAUCCGACAGCAUAAGUUAUAUGACCCAUAAAGGUAGAAUUAACUGAACGCGAUCACUUUGCAUAUUUUAUUCUUUUUCUCUUCUUCUUCGUUGCGUUUCCGUCGGUAUAAAUGUUUGAGGAAAUUGCCGGAGGAAUAUCCCCUGUUGGUAAUAAUGCGAGGAAGAAUACCGCAAUCGGUAAAAAUGGGAAUAAGCUCAAUACUUUCGAUCGACGGUUGUUAAAAACCAAGACCAAGUCCACAAAUCAUAAUGUAUUUAAAAAUUGUGUAUCUAAAGUUAAGGAUAUUUGCCACAGACGAAGUAUAGAUGUGAUAUUUUUGGAUUUUUCCAUGUUUUCAAAUACCGAGAAAAAAGGUAUCACAC